Ailuropoda melanoleuca (giant panda) is the source of this 5049-nucleotide messenger RNA. It is a transcript of the gene AMMECR1L, whose product is annotated as AMMECR1 like. The record is from RefSeq and is a predicted model, not a curated record. The transcript is spliced from 9 exons. The coding region runs from base 614 to 1546 and encodes 310 amino acids. Gene Ontology annotation, cellular component: nucleus. NCBI's taxonomy places the organism in Eukaryota, Metazoa, Chordata, Mammalia, Carnivora, Ursidae.
GACUCCCUACAUUCUUCCUCCAUUACCUCACUGCCUCCGGUGGCUGCUGGGAUACUGGAGGACUCGGGUCCCGGCUCGACUCAGUCCUCCAGCUGCCCGGGGAAUACCUCUAGCAGUUCUUCCCUGCCGCCACCGCCGCCCUGCCGCUUCCUCCUCCGCCCGCCCGCCGGCCUUCUUCGCCCCGCCCCGUCCGCGCCGCGCGUCCGGCCCGCCCGCGGGCCCGCUUCUCUCGGGAGCCCCCACCCAGGCGCAUGGCUCCAUGAAGCAGGAGGAGAAGGCAGAGCGCGAGAGGUCCCGUCCACCCCAGCUGCGUCUGGGCCAGGAGAAAAGGUACAGGAAGAAGGAAUGGAAUUGGAAGGAAGAAAGUUCAUUUCAGAGACAAAAUAACUCCCCUCCUCUCUUAUAGCUGUUCCCCUGGCAAUACAAACUAUCUGCUUUCAGAAAUGACUGAAUCCAGUGGAUAUUAUUGGCAGGCCUCAUUCUUCUCUGUGACUUGGUGGAAGGACCCAGGCCUUGAAGUCUGACAGACUGUGAUCCAAAUCCUAACUCUGCCACUUAGUGGCAGUCUGAUUUUGGGUUCUGCAGCACUCCAGUCCUCGAGCACUGAAUCAGGAUGGGAAAAAGACGUUGUGUUCCUCCACUUGAGCCCAAGUUGGCAGCAGGCUGUUGUGGGGUCAAGAAGCCCAAGUUAUCUGGAAGUGGAACGCACAGUCACGGGAACCAGUCCACAACUGUCCCUGGCUCUAGUUCAGGACCUCUUCAAAACCACCAGCAUGUGGAUGGCAGCAGUGGUCGGGAGAAUGUGUCGGACUUAACUCUGGGACCUGGAAAUUCUCCCAUUACACGAAUGAAUCCCGCAUCGGGAGCGCUGAGCCCUCUUCCCCGGCCCAAUGGAACUGCUAACACCGCCAAGAAUCUGGUGGUGACUGCAGAGAUGUGCUGCUACUGCUUUGACGUCCUCUACUGUCACCUCUAUGGCUUCCCACAGCCACGACUUCCUAGAUUCACCAAUGACCCCUAUCCGCUCUUUGUGACUUGGAAGACAGGGCGGGACAAGCGGCUUCGUGGCUGCAUUGGGACCUUCUCAGCCAUGAAUCUUCAUUCAGGACUCAGGGAAUACACGUUAACCAGUGCACUUAAGGACAGCCGAUUCCCCCCCUUGACCCGAGAGGAGCUGCCUAAACUUUUCUGCUCUGUCUCCCUCCUUACUAACUUUGAGGAUGCCAGUGAUUACCUGGACUGGGAGGUAGGGGUCCAUGGGAUUCGAAUUGAAUUCAUCAAUGAAAAAGGCGUCAAACGUACAGCCACGUAUUUACCUGAGGUUGCUAAGGAACAAGACUGGGAUCAGAUCCAGACAAUAGACUCCUUGCUCAGGAAAGGUGGCUUUAAGGCUCCAAUUACCAGUGAAUUCAGAAAAACGAUCAAACUUACCAGGUACCGAAGUGAGAAGGUGACAAUCAGUUAUGCAGAGUAUAUUGCUUCUCGACAGCACUGUUUCCAGAAUGGCACUCUUCAUGCCCCGCCCCUCUACAAUCAUUACUCCUGACACACGGCUGCAUGACCAGUCCCACCCCCCUGUGGCCACCAAUGGCUAUGACAUCAUUGGAGCAGAUGCCUCCUCUUCCUGGUCCAGUUACUUCUAUUACUGCACCAUUUUAUGAUGCUAGCUUCCGUUGCCAAGUCUGCCUCCAGCGACUGAGGGGGGGGCGGGGUUAUACUGAAUGAAACAGAACUUGAGGGGCCCAAGCCUUAUCUCAGCCUUUCCUCAAUAUGGGGUUCCGUUGGAUUGGGGCUCCUCCAUGACUAGUGAGAAUUACCGUGUGGGUUCAGAAGACCCUUGGCAUGCAGGUGCCGCUGCUGAUUUGCCGCCUCUGUGUUGGCCACACAGUGGAAGCCGGAAUUGAUGGUCCAUGAAGGCUUACCCACACACACCCCUACAGCCUCCCCAGAUCAAGUAGGUGUAUUCCCCUGGCAGUCUGGGCAACGGAGACCAACAAGAAACAUUUUUAGGUUGUUUUAAAUUCCUUUUUUAAACUUCCAGUUUAUUGCGUACCAAGAGUUGAUCACAACCUCCAUGCUUCAUAAGGACGCCAUGUUAGGGUUGAACGUGGGCACCAUGAGUCCUCUGAGGCUCCUGGACAGAGACCCACAUCAAGAUCGGAAGCCCUUUGGAUGGCGUUGCAGAUCUCAUUGCUCAAUUAGCCUCGAAGGUUUUAAUUCUCAUCCCACUCUCAGUUGGAUUUUCUGGCACUCUUCCUGCAUUGAGUCUCCUGGUAUUGAACAGAGCUCUGUGGUGUAGCCUGCUGAGGACUGCACUGGGAUGCCCAUGGGAGGUCCCGAAAUCAUCGCUGCAUGAAGUGAAAAAGGAGAGACCUCUUCCUUACCACCUGGCUACCUCACUCCUCUACUGGUAGCAGUGCCUAUAGCUGGAUCUAGGUUCUCAGAAGGCAUAAAUGUUCCAACAAGCACUUGGGUUGGGCUUUAGAAGGACACAUUGUCAUAGGAGAAAAUCCAGGGUCUUCAAGCUGUUUUUCUUUUCAGGCAGACAUCCUGAGGGACCUUUAAGCAGAGGAGUUCCUUUGUCUGGGUUGCCUGGAGAAGUGGGAAGACUGUUGCUGUUUCAGUCCUUUCCAGGACUUUAGAACAAAGCUGUGUAAUUAAACAAGAUGAAUCUUUAUCUUGCCUAACAUGCUGGGACUCUUCACCCCACCGUGGCAAAGUUCCAAAUAGCUCAUUUUAUCCUAGGUCAUUCAGACUUUCAUGUGGCAUAUUUCCCUUCCCCAUUGUUGCUGAUUCCAAAUAGCUGUCAGCAAGUUUCUCCUCCCUCUUGCCUAUUCUUCCCUCAUUUGGUGGCAGAGUUCAUAGAAGCUGGGGACUUGGAAGAUGCUCUGGAAACACUGUCACAGAGGCACUGCUGAAAGGAUUCACAGGAAGAGGUGGCCAGUUGGAAGGAUGGACCCGGAGGGUGAUACACUGGUUGCCAGCAACAUGGUUAGAGAACUCUUGAAGUGGAUUGGGUGUCAGUCCGGUGAACACCAUUGUUUUGAUUUAAUUUAUUUUUUAAAGUUUAUGUGGUGAUGGUGUGGCUUACCAAAAUGGGCAAAUAUCCAAAUCAAAAGAAAUUUUGAGUUUUCUUCUGCCCGGAAUGGGGAAGGGGGAGCAGGGACAUAAUCCACGAAAUGACACACAUGCCAUUCUAGGCAUUGCUGUCUCAUUUCUUGGAAGAAAUGGCUGAGGAUGAGCAGAUUUGCUUGGCACCGUCCUCUGCUGUUCAUGAGGAUAUGGAAUGUGCAAGGGAAGUGGGCUGAUCUCAGGAUGCCCAGGUCAGGCCGCACCACCCUAUCUUAACUCUUGUGCUGUGUUCUCGCAUCCUGCCACUUUUCCCUUGCAAGGUUAAUGAAAAAAAAGCUUUUGAAGAUGAAGGGAUUGUUUCGUGAUUUCCUGCUGCUGAGAAUAAUAAAUGUCUUGUUAACAAACAAAUGUGACGAUAGUUACUCUUAGGUGCCAUGGAUUGAUGUCGGGGUGGUCAGCUCCAGACUAAACCACCCGCCUCCAAUUUGUACAACAGUAUUGAUACAUAGGGCUACACUCACUACUGUUCAAGUGUUCUGUGUUAAAAGUUGUGUUUAAUUUCUAAAGAUUAAAAAAAGCAAAAAAAUUGGUGCUAAACUUUCACCCCUGAGCACGCUCAGUGAGACUGGUCAUGCAAGCAUUUACUACAGUGCCAUGCUCUUCAAGCCUAUUUUGUCUUGUAGAAAUGUUGCCCUAUUUGUCUUCCCCAGUGUAUAGUAUAUUUUUUAUUUUAUUUUAUUGAGGGUGGGGUAGGAUACCUGCCAUUUAUGAAAAUGAACAGAAAAUUUAAAAACCCACGAAAUGGGGAAAAAAAAAAUCAGUGCACAAGAAUUGGGCUGAUUAAGCCCAGCACCACACUGAAGUGGGCUCAGUGGGUUUUGGAGUGAAGAAGCCUUACUCCCUGCACAUUCCCUCAUGCUCCCAUACAAGUCCAGCAGUGGAGAUGCUCAAGUCCCUCUGGCCUUGUCAGGGGGAGUCAGGAGUCGACCAAGGAAAAACUAUUUGGCCCCAUAAGGAAUCCCGCUGUCAGUGUCUGUCCUGAAUGGGGCCUAGUCAGGAAGCAGUCUGGAAGUGUACAGUCAUGGUCACCUCAUGAAGAUGUGUGGCAGGUGGCUCUCAGGAAAAAUAUUAAGUCUGGAUCAUCCAUGUGGCAGCUUUGCAUAGGGAGAUGACGGCUCCGAACUGGAACUGAACUGCCUUCCACAUGCUUGACCAAAGCCGUGAUGAGGGUGGCCGGUACAUGUGUGAGUGGCAGGUCUAAAAAGAAGGGACUGUUUUCUGCUUGGUGUUGACUUUGUCCUUGGGCUGCUCAAGCUGAACAGUAGGUGACUGCUGUUAAGGAACCAGCCCAUGUUGGCUGGUUCAGUUCGGAGUGUGUUUCAUCCCUAGCUGUGAGUGCCUUUUGGUCUGGAAAGUUGGCUUGUCUCAUAAUACCCACAGCUAGGACAUUCUCUCUGUAAUUAUGAAUUGUCCUUGUUUUACGUUAACUAAAAGAGAAUGUCUUUGAUCACUAGAAUUUGUCGGUGUUGGAUUGUUUCCACUGUGAGGUUCUUAAACUUUUUCGCUUCAUACUAUUAAAGCAACUCAUGUUAGAGACCCUUUCAACAUGAAAGGUUUGUAGUUGAGACAUUACAUAUAUUUUGUUGUUUAUAAUAAAAAUCAUCUAUACAGAAGUCCUGGGUGUUAAUUUUAAUAUUUGCACAAGACCUGUUUUCCAUGAUACGUUAACACCUACACUUUCACUAACUGUUGAUGCUAUUUUCUAUUGAGAUUCUGGAGCGUAGGGAGUUAUGUGUUUGUUUUGUUUAUUUUCAUUCUUACUUCCCUGAAGCAAGAGACUUUGUAUGGCCUUCAGUGCAAAGACUUCAGACCAAUUCUUUGUAUUACACUUGGUUGCCUCUUGGCUAUAUAACUUCUGAGUGCAAAUCAUUGAACUCUAACGAAGUAUUGUAGAGAAUAAAUCAUAAUGGGUAAAAA